AUGGUCAUUGGCUCACCGAAACGCAACCCAAACUCCCCUGGCUCGCCCUUUCAUCGCCAAAAACCUGACGGCUCUAGGCCUCGACUUUCUUCAGUUCAAAAUACGCCCUCCCCACAUCGCCCUCGACGGUCCGAAACUGCGUUUGUCGACAUAGAGAAUCAACAAUUUUAUCCUUCAUCUUUGCCUCAUUCACCUGCCUCUCCUGGGGUCCAAUCGACUCCUCCUGAUCGCCGUAGUUUUCAAGGCGAUCAUCAUCGACACCGCUAUAUGAUUCAUUCCGGUCAACAAAGUCGGCCUCGGCCUUCGCCCAAGUCUCAAAGUGGACAGAGUCCAGGUCAGCGUUCAGACACGGCAGCUCGAGUCAAGCCUCCCUCAGGUCCUCCUCGAAAGCCUACACCCCAACGUCAUCUUACCUCCGAUCGAUCUCCUCACCACCGGCCCACCCCUCAACACCUCGGCGCGCCAGCUAAUGCUCACUAUUCACCUCAUUAUGGUUCAGCCGCCCACCAGGCAUCUCCCAGCAAACGCAAACCUCCACCUCCUGCUCCAGCUGUCGAUCUACAACAAAGUACCAACCGUCAGACUCGCGCUCUUACACCUGAAUCUCCCUCACCAGCACCUAAUUCAAAUAAAAACAGUCCUUUCAACAACUCUCCGGGGGCUAGUGUACGAUCUUUCAUACAGCAUGAAAGCCGUACUCCAAGUCCAAGUGCCAGUCCACGGAGCGGGCUGGUGAGAAAAAUCGGUUCAGUCCUCAGCGCACCCUUCAGGUCCUCCCAGUCGCGUCGAGGCUCAGAUGCUUCUGAGAUCAAUUGUCAAGAUCGCGCGGUCAAGAAGGGAUCGUCCGGCCCAUCCGCUGAUCUCGCAAAGCCAACCUCACAAGAUUUUCAAGAUCGCGCCGCCAGUCAGCAUCUUGACAACAUUGUACUGUUUUUCAUCAGAGAAAUAGCCGCGAUCUUGGAUAAUAAUGGCUCCCAUAAUCGUACCAAUAUACAGGAGCACUUACCAAGGAUGCCAACCCCUGGGGAGAGCCCUGGACUUCAUCGCACGCAACAAGCUGGAGACCGCUGCCUCACACCAUCCCAACUCAUUACUCGUGGUAUCGAUCUUGAAGAAUCAGUUGUAGUUCCUAAUGAGCACGAACGAGUUCUGCGUGUUGUGAAUGGAUGUGCCACUACCAGUACCCAAGCAACGACUAAUGCUCAACGCCCAGACGUCCGCGAUGUGAUCAAGGAUGAUCGCCCAGUUUCUAAUCUACAGCCUACUCCCAGCUUCAGCACCUCUACUUCCGUGGCCGCUGCUCCGUUCAGGUGCAAUCAAUGCGAUGAAUUGGAGCACAAGCUUCAGGUUGAACAGAAUAGGAUACGUGCCUUAGAGCAACUGGUAGAAGAUCAAAUGACGCGACUCGAUCAGUUCAAGAAUUGGUCAACAGCUAAGAUCAAUACUCUCGAACACGCACUCAAAGCACAUGAUGGACUUUUGCAGGACUUGGAGCGGCAACAAUAUGACAGCAAGGCGAGUCCUGAUUUGAAGAGCACUUACUUGAUUGCACUGCAAAAAGACUUUGUGGAUCUACAUAGCCGAGUAGUCUCCUUAGAGACUUUUGGAAACACCAAUAAAUCAACCGAAACUAGCACGAGGGUUCCCAGUUCAGUUUCGAUAAGGGGUCUGACUGAUGCCACAUCAACCAGGGGAUGGAACUCUUCAGUAUCCCCAUCGACUCUGGGGACUUCUCUUGGGCGUCAAACGCUUGAGCUUCCUCCUCAACCUAUCUCGCCAGUACCUCUGCGCUCUCAUCCGACUUCACCUCUUUUACGUUCAUUUGAUGAACCAGAGGAGCUCGAGGAUCAUCAGCCGCCUACCUUGCCUCAUGCUUCUUGCCCAGCAACUGUGUCUACUUCACCAAUUCCACCCGAUUUAGAAAGACUUCAAGAUAUGAAUCCCGCAUCAGAAGUCACCACACCUAAAAGAUCUACUUGGCAAGCCUCUUCCCCUGCAAAGCUUGCUUCCAAGUUGGCACCACUUUCACCACCCACACCCAAAGGUCUUCGUAAUACGCCAGGUACACCUAGUUCUCGUAGUCCUCGACCUCGUUACACUGCGGCCUUGAGUACCAAAAUAGCAGCUACACCUUUAAGCCUUGGUUCUAAUAUAGGCAGUCCAGGAAUAAAGCGAGCUUCGGCUGGACCUAGUACAAGUUAUGGUAAUUCAGAAAUAUCUAAAUUAGAACGAGGGAUUACUACUGGUCGAACAACACCUAUGUCAUCACAACCUGCUUUUACUGCACCCAACACCCCAUCUCAUUAUCGUGCCCCGAGUACACCCUUGAACCAUGCUCGUGCAUGGCAACCAUUAGACUUGACUAAAAAUGCCAUCACAGGUGGUCAUACGAAACGGUUUUCAGUAAUAUCGAAUCCUUCUUCAACAUCUUCUCCUUUUGUUGCAGGAUCUAAUAAGAAACCAGUAGGAGAUUUGAUCAGGAUGUUUGAUAAGCAAACUUAA
This is a messenger RNA of Melampsora larici-populina 98AG31, 2502 nucleotides long. RefSeq lists its product as uncharacterized. The record is from RefSeq and is a predicted model, not a curated record. The coding region runs from base 1 to 2502 and encodes 833 amino acids. The transcript is spliced from 5 exons. Lineage: Eukaryota; Fungi; Basidiomycota; Pucciniomycetes; Pucciniales; Melampsoraceae.